GCACCAGCGCUGAUAUUUCCCUUCAGCAAGGCAGGGGCAGGGAGUGAGGCUGCCAGAGUCCUGCUGGCGUCAUUCUGCCUGGUAUAGCUCAGGAGGUGGGGUGGGGGGAUUAGAAGCCUCUGAGAACAGCACCACAUGCUGCUCGGGUAACACCUGCUACUACAGCCUUGCAGCCAGGAGUCCCGGAUUUUCCUGGUUCCUGUGCCUGCGGACAGGCCCCUAGGGCGACUGGCUUUGUGAAGGGAACACUAAAUGCCCUCUUCACCGUCCAGGUGCUAGGAGGCCCUCCUUGGCUUAGGAGACCACUUCCAAAGCUGGGGCACCUCAGGGAGGCAGCAGUGGCCAGGAUGUCCAUGCAGAGCACCAACCCCCCGAAACCGAAGGCCCCACAUCAGCCGCCUGGGAUCCCCAAGUCCCUGAGCUGUCAGCGGCGCCACACACUCCCUGCCAGUGAGUUUCGCUGCCUCACUCUGGAGGACGCUGUCAGCGCCUUUGAGAUCGAGCGUGAAGCCUUCAUCUCUGUCUUGGGCAUCUGCCCUCUCUACCUGGAUGAAAUCCGGUACUUCCUGACCCUGUGUCCAGAGCUGUCCCUGGGCUGGUUCGAGGAGGGCUGCCUUGUGGCCUUCAUCAUCGGCUCGCUCUGGGACAAGGAGAGACUCACGCAGGAGUCGCUGAUGCUGCACAGGCCUGGGGGCCACAUAGCCCACCUGCAUGUGCUGGCCGUGCACCAUGCCUUCCGGCAGCAGGGCAGGGGCCCCAUCCUGCUGUGGCGCUACCUGCACCACCUGGGCAGCCGGCUGGCUGUGCACCGGGCUGUGCUCAUGUGCGAGGAUGUGCUGGUGCCCUUCUAUGAGAGGUUCGGCUUCCACACCAUGGGUCCCUGCGCCAUCAGCAUGGGCUCCCUCACCUUCACGGAGCUCCACUGCUCCCUGCGGAACUACCCUUUCCUGCGCAGGAGCAGCGGCUGCUAAACUGGGCUGCCCACAUGAUCCCCUUCUCUGCCCUGGGCUCAUCUCCUGAGCAUGGAGACAGUAGCUUCCAGAGAGUGGAGAGAGCAGGGCUAAAUAAAGAAGAGAUGGGGUGGCUUCUCACGGCCUGA
Molecule: messenger RNA, 1099 nt
Organism: Callithrix jacchus (white-tufted-ear marmoset)
Lineage: Eukaryota; Metazoa; Chordata; Mammalia; Primates; Cebidae
Gene: AANAT
Product: aralkylamine N-acetyltransferase
Biological process (GO): response to light stimulus; circadian rhythm; melatonin biosynthetic process
Cellular component (GO): cytoplasm
Molecular function (GO): aralkylamine N-acetyltransferase activity
Source: RefSeq, a predicted model, not a curated record